Messenger RNA from Diversispora eburnea, 543 nucleotides. The record is from the annotation of a GenBank genome assembly. Lineage: Eukaryota; Fungi; Glomeromycota; Glomeromycetes; Diversisporales; Diversisporaceae.
AUGCAGCACCAAUUAGCUCGAUCGCUUUCUGGUGAAUUAAAACGUAUUUUAAUUCCGAACGCGUCUACUUCUGCCCAGCAACAAUCUGUCUCCCAACAAGAAUCAUAUAAACCUCCAGGUCUUGAAGAUUCAAAUAGUACUGAUAGAGCCUUGGAGAAUGGCAAUUAUGAGGAUGCGUUUGUUGCUGUUCUUGCUUCACAUGAGUUACCACUCAUUUUACGUCUUUGCAGCAAAGUUAAUCCGAAGACCGUUUUUUCUCAUGCAAGAUCUUUACUUUCUCAACCUGUAAUUCUUUCUCUUAUUCAUCACCUUUCUUUGGAAUUGAAUAAAUAUCCUGAUUUAAAACUCACGUGGAUGGAAGAAGCUGUAAUCAAACUUAACCCGAAGGACCAUAUAAUUAGAGAACAUUGCGAAAGACUCUUACCCCUAGUGAAACAGCGUCUCGAACAAUAUUAUUAUCAGAUCGCUACUCAAGACCCUUCGAGUCCUAAUUUGAAAAAUAUCUCGCUUUUGAUUCAUGUGGUUAAUAGUUUGCUACAAUAA